Messenger RNA from Etheostoma spectabile (orangethroat darter), 871 nucleotides. RefSeq names its product major intrinsically disordered Notch2-binding receptor 1. Gene Ontology annotation, cellular component: plasma membrane. The transcript is spliced from 2 exons. The record is from RefSeq and is a predicted model, not a curated record. Lineage: Eukaryota; Metazoa; Chordata; Actinopteri; Perciformes; Percidae. Gene Ontology annotation, biological process: negative regulation of TOR signaling; negative regulation of cell population proliferation. Bases 152 to 490 code for a protein of 112 amino acids.
CUAAUCCUCUCUCCCGCUCAAUUUCCAGGCAGAACGAGACCGUCAAUAUGAGCUACCCCAAGCCCACCGCCCCCCUAAACCACCGAAGGAGUCCUACUUGAGGGAAUUAGUUUUCACACCACAUCCCUUCACUCCCUCCAAUAAAGCCCAUAUGAAAGGCAGCCCUCUGUACACUGACCUGAGGCUCACCAGCCUGUCAGAUGGCAAGCGCGGCCAACCAUCCUGGACCAUCAAGGAGUAUGAACGCAACUCAGAAAAGAAAGGAAAGCAGCUCACAGCCCUGGACCUGCAGACACAGGAGUCCCUAAACCCCAAUAACCUGGAGUACUGGAUGGAGAACAUCUACACACCAAGCUUUGAUUCACUGCUCAAAAGGAAAGAGGCAGAGUUCAGGAGGGCAAAGGUGUGUAAGAUUGGCAUGUUGAUUGCAGCAGCUACCUGUACUGUGAUCCUGGUCAUCGUUGUUCCAAUUUGCACCAUGAACAUGUGAGAGUACCAGGGCGAUACACUUUUACUGCUGUCAUUUUCUGUUUGUGAUCUGGGUAUGUAAGUGGGCAGCAGAUUUACCCCAAAAAUUAAUUAUUGGAAAUUGACCUUGUCAGUUGGAGGCCUUUUGCCAAUGAUAACAUGAUUUGGGCAGCUAUUGUACAAUAGAAAUUAAUUCAUUAAGUGUAAUAUAAACUGUAUGUCUACUGUUGUAGUUUACUGUUAAACUGUGUGGAACAGUUUGAAGGUCACUGAUUUAAUUAUGAAACCUUUGCAGCAGAUGAUCAAUAAACUUAAUUCGAUUUGUUAUUGUAGCCAGUGUAUAUUUUUAUUUUCAUAUAACUACUCUACUGUGUAUUUUGAUCAAAUUAAUUUUUUAUGAAUU